This is a messenger RNA of Phyllostomus discolor (pale spear-nosed bat), 5665 nucleotides long. RefSeq names its product calpain 3 (gene CAPN3). The record is from RefSeq and is a predicted model, not a curated record. Gene Ontology annotation, biological process: proteolysis; negative regulation of apoptotic process. Gene Ontology annotation, molecular function: calcium-dependent cysteine-type endopeptidase activity; calcium ion binding. Lineage: Eukaryota; Metazoa; Chordata; Mammalia; Chiroptera; Phyllostomidae. The transcript has 24 exons. Gene Ontology annotation, cellular component: cytoplasm. Bases 650 to 3115 code for a protein of 821 amino acids.
CUCCUACAAUUCAGUAUCUCACCCUUUUUAGCUUUUUUUUUUUUCAGUAAUGUCUUGCCAUAAUUUUGUGGCCACCGAUCUGAUACUCUGGUAAUGGCCAGUUCAAUAACGCGUCAGCAGUUCUUUGGUGGUUUUCUCUGCUCAACUUACUCAGAUAUUUUCCCUUCAUUCCCUGACACCAGCACUUAACAGUGACACAUAAAUGCCCCUAGCCAGGUCCUUCUUCCGUGAGCGCGCAGUCAAGCUGCAGGCUCGCCUCACUUUUGCUCUCCUACUCAUGAUCUUGCAUGUCUAUUUUUAGUUCUCCUGGCUCAAGCUUCCUCAGGCCACUGAAACACAACUCUCACUCUCUUUCUCUCCCUCUGGCAUGCACGCUGCUGGUGGGAGCCCCCCCAGGUAAAAACUGGGGCCUAAACCCUUUGGUGCUUCUUCCUCAGGGAAACUCGUGGCUUUGGGAUCACCGACCAGUUUUUAAGAUGAACACAAGCCGGACGACUUUCUGAUGGGCUUUAAACUUUGAAUUGGAUGUGGACAUUUUUCUCUCAGGAGACAGAAUCACUCCAACUUCCCUUUUGUGCUCGCUUCCUUUCCUUGAAGGUAGCUGUAUCUUGUUUUCUUUAAAAACCUGUUCCUUCCACAUUUGCCUGCCAUGCCGACUGUCAUUAGCCCGUCUGUGGCCCCACAGACAGGGGCUGAGCCCAAGUCCCCAGGGCCAAUUCCCCCACCGGCCCAGGGCAAGACCACCACGGCAGGGGGCGGCAACCCAAGUGGCAUCUAUUCAGCCAUCAUCAGCCGCAAUUUUCCUAUUAUCGGAGUGAAAGAGAAGACAUUUGAGCAGCUUCACAAGAAAUGUCUAGAAAAGAAGGUUCUUUACGUGGAUCCCGAGUUCCCACCAGAUGAGACCUCUCUCUUUUAUAGCCAGAAGUUCCCCAUCCAAUUCAUCUGGAAGAGACCUCCGGAAAUUUGCGAGAAUCCCCGAUUUAUCAUUGGUGGGGCCAACAGAACUGACAUCUGUCAAGGAGAAUUAGGGGACUGCUGGUUUCUCGCAGCCAUCGCUUGUCUGACCCUGAACAAGCACCUGCUUUUCCGAGUCAUACCCCACGAUCAAACUUUCACUGAAAACUAUGCGGGGAUCUUCCACUUCCAGUUCUGGCGCUAUGGAGACUGGGUGGACGUGGUCAUUGAUGACUGCCUGCCGACUUACAAUGACCAGCUGGUUUUCACCAAAUCCAACCACCGCAAUGAGUUCUGGAGCGCUCUGCUGGAGAAGGCGUAUGCUAAGCUCCACGGUUCCUACGAAGCUCUGAAAGGUGGGAACACGACAGAGGCCAUGGAGGACUUCACAGGAGGGGUGACAGAGUUUUUUGAGAUCAAGGAUGCUCCCAGGGACAUGUACAAGAUCAUGAAGAAAGCCAUCGAGAGAGGCUCCCUCAUGGGCUGCUCCAUUGACGAUGGCACAAACAUGACCUAUGGAACCUCUCCUUCCGGGCUGAAAAUGGGGGAGUUGAUUGCGCGGAUGGUGAGAAAUAUGGAUAACUCGCUGCUCAGAGACUCAGACCUCCUCCCCACAGGCUCAGAUGACAGACCGACCCGGACCAUUGUUCCAGUUCAGUAUGAGACCAGAAUGGCCUGUGGGCUAGUCAAAGGACACGCCUACUCUGUCACCGGGCUGGAGGAGACCACGUUCAAGGAUGAGAAGGUGAAGCUGGUGCGGCUGCGGAACCCCUGGGGCCAGGUGGAGUGGAACGGCUCCUGGAGUGACGGGUGGAAGGACUGGGGCUUUGUGGACAAAGAUGAGAAGGCCCGUCUGCAGCACCAGGUCACGGAGGAUGGAGAGUUCUGGAUGUCCUACGACGAUUUCAUCUACCACUUCACAAAGCUGGAGAUCUGCAACCUCACAGCCGAUGCUCUGGAGUCCGACAAGCUUCAGACCUGGACGGUGUCUGUGAACGAGGGCCGCUGGGUGCGGGGCUGCUCUGCCGGAGGCUGCCGCAACUUCCCAGACACGUUCUGGACCAACCCGCAGUACCGGCUGAAGCUCCUGGAGGAGGACGAUGACCCCGAGGACUCAGAGGUGGUCUGCAGCUUCCUGGUGGCCCUGAUGCAGAAGAACCGGCGGAAGGACCGGAAGCUGGGGGCCAACCUCUUCACCAUUGGCUUUGCCAUUUACGAGGUUCCCAAAGAGAUGCACGGGAACAAGCAGCACCUGCAGAAGGACUUCUUCCUGUACAAUGCCUCCAAGGCCAGGAGCAAGACCUACAUCAACAUGCGGGAGGUGUCGGAGCGCUUCCGCCUGCCUCCCAGCGAGUACGUCAUCGUGCCCUCCACCUACGAGCCCCACCAGGAGGGAGAGUUCAUCCUCCGGGUCUUCUCUGAAAAGAGGAACCUCUCUGAGGAAGCUGAAAAUACAAUCUCUGUGGAUCGGCCAGUGAAAAAGAAAAAACCCAAGCCCAUCAUCUUCGUCUCAGACAGAGCAAACAGCAACAAGGAACUGAGUGUGGACCAGGAGUCGGAAGAGGGCAAAGACAAAACGAGCCCUGAUAAGCAAGAGAAACCCCCGCAGCCGAGGCCGGGCAACACUGACCAGGAGAGUGAAGAACAGCAACACUUCCAGAACAUUUUCAGGCAAAUAGCGGGUGAUGACAUGGAGAUCUGUGCUGAUGAGCUCAAGAACAUCCUUAACACAGUUGUGAACAAACACAAGGACCUGAAGACACAAGGCUUCACGCUGGAGUCCUGCCGCAGCAUGAUCGCCCUCAUGGACACAGACGGCUCUGGGAGACUGAACCUGCAAGAGUUCCAUCACCUCUGGAAGAAGAUUAAAGCCUGGCAGAAAAUUUUCAAACACUACGACACAGACCAAUCUGGCACCAUCAACAGCUACGAAAUGCGAAAUGCAGUCAAUGAGGCAGGGUUCCACCUCAACAGCCAGCUCUACGACAUCAUUACCAUGCGGUACGCAGACAAGUACAUGAACAUCGACUUCGACAGUUUCAUCUGCUGCUUCGUCAGGAUGGAGGGCAUGUUCAGAGCUUUUAAUGCGUUUGACAAGGACGGAGACGGUAUCAUCAAACUCAACGUUCUAGAGUGGCUGCAGCUCACCAUGUACGCCUGAACCAGGCGGGCCUUGGCCAGGGCCGGGCAGGACCACUCAGGAUUUCAACUUCACCCAUCUUGGCUAGAGCCACUCGCCUCGAAGGUCGCAGUAGCUGCACCCCCAACAGGCCUCCAGACGCCUCAUUGGUCUUGUUCCUCUUCUACUUCACUCCUGACUCGGCCUGAGGGCAUCUGUCCGUCUGUCAUGCCCACACUGCCCCUUUUGUGAAGGACCUUUGUCCCUUUGCGCGUGCAGGCAAGUGUCUGCCUGCCUCAGCUAGCUGUAGCCCAACUGGGAGAUUUGCUUGGAAUGUGAGAAGCCUCAGCUCUGAAGCCAGUGCCCCCGUUGGUGCGCCCGAGGCUGUUCACAGGAGCGUCUGCCAGUGGCACUCAGUACUUCCUCUGUUAGAGCCCUCUCCCCGCUCUCCGUGUCCCACCCGUGGGACAGCAACCGAAGCAGCACUUGGGUCUGACUUUCAGGAUGGGCCCGCGCUGGGGUACACAAGCUCAGAAAAGGGAGCUGGGCACUUUCGGCUGUCUGGCCCGUAAGUUUGGCUGCGUUCUGGAAAACACUGACCUAAAUAAAGGCAUGUGUAUGGCUGGCUCCACCGUGUUUUCUUCUCUCACAUUUGCACGUUGGCCACGGCAGGGCUCAGGGGCUUCCAAUCGCACACUCCCCGGUCAUGUAGCGGGAGCCCGAGUUUCAGAACACAACAAGGGAACACACACACACACACACACACACACAAAUAAACUCCAAGUCCCGCUCUCCUCAUGCCAACUGCUGUUUCUCGAGCACAGAACUCACUCAGACACUGUCCAGGAUACCUAAGGAAAGGGGGGGAACAGCUGUUGGUAUACAGAACAGGAAUAAGUGGGCCGCCAGUAACUGGAGGGUCACGUACCUAAGUGUAAUGGGGCAAAAAUAUAGUUUUUAAUCCUAGCUCCUCCAUUAACUAACUGACCUCUGCAUGUGACCUUGAACAAGUCCUCAAAUGCAGCGGUUUGCCAGACUUGUCUGGUCCAUGGUGUGUGGCUCACCUAUAAACCACUUGUGUUUUUCACCCAUUUUCUUUGGUCUUCAUACCAACAUGGGAAAGAAAAGGUGGGCUACGGAUGUGCAGAUAAGGUGAUGAAAGUAAACAAUUAGUAAAAGUACUUUAUUUUCCUCUUGUAUUUGCUUUAUACCUUGCUUUACAAAGUUAUGAAGUUCACAGGUUUAUACCAAAAUGUAAGAAGGAUAAGCUAUUUGCUUAUAAACACUUUUGCAGUCAAAUGUCAUCUCAGUUCAUUCUUCUAACCCACAUUCCAUAGAAACAGCUCGAAUACCAGGGGUGCUAGAGCAGCUCCCCGGCACGCAUCCCUCUUAAGCAGCAGAAAGACCUUCAGUACAGCCUUUCCUCCCUGACUCUCCUCCCCCGUAAUCCAACUGGGCUACCACUGUGAAUUUAUAGCAAAUCUGGGAAAUUUCAGGGGCCACGUACUGGGAGUUGGAGGUAAGGUGAGAGGUUACUGUCUGGUAAGGAGUAGUUCAGGUUCACACCUGAAUCUCACACCCCCUUGCACAGGGAGCCCAGUACAGCCCCCAGCGCCCCACCACAGCUUCUGUUCCUGGCCACCAGGUGGCCCUUCUGCGAUCCUGAGGGCCCUGAGGAUCUGGGGCAGGAGCAAAACCACUGUUUCAUCCAUGUGGCAGGCAUGGCCUUCCUAGCAGUUCUAAAAGCUCUCCUUUAGGUGACAGAAACAAAAUCUGUAAGCCAGCACAUGUUAACUGUAGCUAUUUGAACAAACCAGAGGGAACGUGCAAUUCAAAUCUCACUUCACAAUGUACUCUGAUCUCCCCUCCAAUGAAUUCUCUUCCAUGAAACACACCACACCCCCGCACUGAGUGUUGUACACCUGCUUCCAGCAAACCACCCACAUACUCGCCACUGAAGUUGUCCACUGCAUGAUCUACCCCCCAAAACAAGCAAACAAACAAACAGAAACCUUUGUGAGGCGAAUAAUUACUUAAAUAGCAAUGAUAUUGCCUGUAACUUAUAAGCAGGUCAAACACUCAACUGCUGGCUCUUCUGAGACAGAAAAAAAAUCCUCCCCACAAAAGCAGGAGAGGAGUGGCAAUGACGUUCUCUUCAAUUCAAGUAACACGAGGUCAAAAUAAUUCUUUGUUCUUAGAGUUUUGUUUGCAUCAUGUUUAAUUGCUGUUAUAACUUGAGUACAGGAUUGUGCUAAAAUACAUUUUAAACCUAAUUAAAACUUUAGGAUAAAACUUGAAGUGACUGAUAUCAUAUCAGAACACGCAGCCAUUAAGACACUACCAUAAGCACACAACAGGUUUCACACUACUGUUUCCUUGGCUUCAAGCCGCUCAAAGUAGGCACACGCAAUUCUCAACAACAUUCUAAAAAAUGGCCGCCAACUCCUUAUAAUAAAUGAGUCAGGUUUUGUCAGGUCAUGGAAGUUUCCCAUCUUCUUAAAGUACUAGAUGUGCAGAUAAGCAAAUCCCUGAGCCACAGCUCUUCUCUGAGGGGGGACAGAGGACUAGAACCAGUCAAGACAUUGUAGAAGA